Molecule: messenger RNA, 822 nt
Organism: Gadus chalcogrammus (walleye pollock)
Lineage: Eukaryota; Metazoa; Chordata; Actinopteri; Gadiformes; Gadidae
Product: olfactory receptor 1N2-like
Exons: 2
Coding region: 1-822 (273 amino acids)
Biological process (GO): G protein-coupled receptor signaling pathway
Cellular component (GO): membrane
Molecular function (GO): olfactory receptor activity
Source: RefSeq, a predicted model, not a curated record
AUGGAGAACCAGACAUGGAGUGGAGACGUCUUACUCCUAGAGGGGUUAAAGGUCACCCCACAGUAUUCCUUUCCUGUCUUCUUCCUCUUGCUUCUUUUAUACAUCUUCAUCAUGGUGUCCAACAUUGGCCUGACAGUUCUUAUCUGCAUGGAGAGGAGCCUCCACCAGCCCAUGUAUCUGCUCUUCUGCAACCUGAGUAUCAACGACGUUUUGGGAGCUACAGCCAUCAUACCUCCCUUGCUGAGCAACAUAUUUACAGCCAGUGCCAACCGCUACAUUAGCUACAUAGGGUGUGUCAUUCAAGCAUUUUUCUUUCAUCUUCACAUUGGCACAUCACUGUCUGUUCUGAUGAUCGGCCUCUCUGUCCGUCUGUCUCGCUGCAGGAAAAAAAUAUCAUACCCUUUCUGUGACAAUGCCUCUUUAUUCAAGCUUUCUUGUGAUAGUAUCCUGAUCAAUAAUAUUUACGGCCUUGGGUACACUGUUGUCUUGCUGGGUUCAUCUCUUGGCAGCACAGUGCUAACCUAUCUAAAUAUCGCAAUUGCAUGUUUGACAAGUAAAAACCGGGUGUUAAACACACGUGCCCUGCAGACCUGCACCACGCAUCUUGCUCUGUAUCUCAUAAUGAUGGUGUCAGGUCUCAGUUCAGUUGCUCUGCACCGUUUUGCUUAUUUGGCAGAGCAAGGGAAAGUGGCUUCCAUAUUAAUUAUGGUAGUCCCUCCUGCUCUAAACGCUGUGAUCUAUGGGCUGCAAAUAAAACAGAUAAGGCAGAAGAUUGUUGCCUUGUUUAAUAAGAACAAAGUUACAUCAAUGGAAAUGCACUAA